Molecule: messenger RNA, 14688 nt
Organism: Dromiciops gliroides (monito del monte)
Lineage: Eukaryota; Metazoa; Chordata; Mammalia; Microbiotheria; Microbiotheriidae
Gene: PTPN14
Product: protein tyrosine phosphatase non-receptor type 14
Exons: 20
Coding region: 556-4131 (1191 amino acids)
Biological process (GO): protein dephosphorylation; lymphangiogenesis
Cellular component (GO): cytoskeleton
Molecular function (GO): protein tyrosine phosphatase activity
Source: RefSeq, a predicted model, not a curated record
GUAGCUUCUAGCGGGCCCUCCCUCUCCCUCCCACCUCACCCCAUCCUCUUGGGCCUUAAGCCUCGGGAUCUCCCGGCCGCGGAACGAAACCCACACUGGAUGACUAGGUUUCUCUUCUCACUCUCUUUCCCCCUUUCCUCCUCUUGUCCUUCCCUUUCCUUUCCUUCCUGGACUCUCCUCGCUUGAUCGGAGCGGAAACCUCCCUCCCCUUUCUCCUCCUCCUCCAACUACUUCCCCCCUCCCCUUCCCAAAACAGCCACUGUAAUAAAUUCCUUGGGGAAUUGGAGCUUCUGCCGCCGCCGACCUUUUCGUGGGGGACUCGGGACCUCUGUCCGGGGGGGACGUGUGCAAGCAGGAGAGAGAAGAUACAACAAACUCAACAACAAAACCCUCAUCUCAGGUACACAGUUUGCAGCUAUGCCACGGUAGUGCUGUGUUGGGUAUGGACACCUCUUCCCCUACAUGGAGGAUCAGCCCAGCUAGAGAAGUCCCCAAACCACACGACUGCUGAGGUGACUCUGAGAUAAGGCGACAGCUGUCUUCGGCCACAUAGCCAUGCCAUUUGGGCUGAAACUUCGCCGGACACGGCGCUACAAUGUCUUAAGCAAGAAUUGCUUUGUCACCCGCAUCCGCCUGUUGGACAGCAAUGUGAUAGAAUGUACACUGUCGGUGGAAAGCACAGGGCAAGAGUGUCUGGAGGCCGUGGCUCAGAGACUGGAGCUCCGAGAGACACACUAUUUUGGCCUCUGGUUUCUUAGCAAGAGCCAGCAAGCACGAUGGGUGGAGCUGGAAAAACCUCUGAAGAAGCAGCUGGACAAAUUCGCCAACGAGCCUUUGCUAUUUUUUGGAGUCAUGUUCUAUGUGCCAAAUGUGUCACAGCUUCAGCAGGAGGCCACAAGGUAUCAGUAUUACCUACAAGUCAAAAAAGAUGUCUUGGAUGGGCGUUUGCGAUCUUCCCUGGAACAGGGAGUCCGACUUGCUGGUUUAGCUGUACAAGCUGAUUUUGGGGACUACAGUCAAUUUGAAUCUCAAGAUUUCCUUCGAGAAUAUGUGUUAUUUCCUAUGGACUUGCCAUUAGAAGAAGCUGUCCUGGAGGAGCUAACCCAGAAAGUGGCCCAGGAACAUAAAGCACACAGUGGAAUCCUGCCAGCGGAAGCUGAACUCAUGUAUAUCAAUGAAGUGGAACGUUUGGAUGGGUUUGGACAGGAAAGCUUCCCUGUGAAGGAUAAUCAUGGAAACAAUGUACACCUGGGUGUUUUCUUCAUGGGAAUUUUUGUGAGGAACAGAAUUGGAAGGCAACUGUCAAUACACAGGUGGAAUGAUAUUGGCAACAUCACACAUAACAAGUCUACCAUCCUAUUGGAGCUAAUCAACAAAGAAGAGACGGCCCUCUUUCACACAGAUGAUAUUGAAAAUGCCAAAUACAUUUCUCGGUUGUUUGCUACAAGACACAAGUUUUACAAGCAGAACAAAAUCUGUACUGAACAAUCAAGUUCUCCUCCUCCUAUCAGAAGGCAACCUACCUGGAGCCGGUCAUCACUGCCAAGACAACAGCCAUAUAUCUUGCCUCCCAUGCAUGUCCAAUGUGGAGAACACUACACUGAAACUCACACUUCCCAAGACAGCAUUUUCCAUGGGAAUGAAGAAGCCUUCUACUGCAGAUCCCAGACCAGCUUGGACCGGUGUGCAAUGGAUUUAAGUUACUUAAAUGGUACUGUUACAAAUGGCAGUGUUUGUAGUGCCCAUAGUGGGAACUCCCUCAAUUGCUCCCAGAACUUCAUCCAGGCUUCUCCAGUGUCAUCCAAUCUCAGCAUCCCAGGGAGUGACAUCAUGCGGGCUGACUAUAUCCCUAGCCACCGACACAGCGCAAUCAUUGUCCCAUCGUACCGACCAACUCCUGAUUAUGAAACAGUGAUGCGGCAGAUGAAGAGGGGAGUUAUGCCUGUGGACAGUCAGAGCCAAUCUCUUAGGAAUCUCAACAUCGGUAACACUCAUGCUUACAAUCAGCCAGAGGACCUGGUUUACAGUCAGCCCGAGAUAAGGGAGAGACACCCUUAUACUGUUCCUUAUGUGCCUCACGGAGGGUACAACAAACCUGUCGGCCGGGCUGACCAGAUCAAACCAAGUAGUAAGACUGUGCACGGUAAGAAGGUACCCAGUGCCAUAUCCCAUACAGUGAGCACUCCGGAGCUGGCCAACAUGCAACUGCAAAAUAACCACAGUUACAACACAGCUCAUAUGCUCAAGAACUAUCUCUUCAGGCCACCACCCCCCUACCCUCGGCCCCGCCCUGCCACCAGCACGCCAGAUCUCGCCAGCCACCGACACAGAUAUGUCAGUGGUAGCAGCCCCGAUCUGGUCACACGGAAGGUCCAGUUGUCAGUGAAGACUUUCCAAGAGGACAGCUCACCGGUGGUACACCAGUCACUCCAAGAGGUCAGCGAGCCCCUGACGGCCAACAAGCGCCAUGGCAAUGUAAAUAAGCGCCACAGCCUCGAAGUGAUCAGCAACAUGGUGCGGGGCAUUGAAGCUAUGGCCCUGAAGACACUGAAUGCCCCAAUACCCCGUCGUAAUACCCUUCGUGAGCAGGUGCAACAAGAGGAGGUGCCGAUGAGCCACGAUGCCCAGCAGCAGCUCCCCCACUUCCAUCACAAGAAGACCUCCUCUGAUGCCACAAUGCUAAUCCAUAGUAGUGAGAGUGAAGAGGAAGAAGAGACUCCCGAAGCAGUCCCCCACAUCCCUGCACUCCGUGAGAAUGUGAGGUACAGUGCCCAGUUGCAAGCUGCUUUGGCCCGUAUCCCUAACAAACCACCCCCUGAGUAUCCAGGACCAAGAAAGAGUAUCAGCAAUGGAGCCUUGAGACAAGAUCCAGUGAACAUCUCUUCAGUCAUUGCAAGAACCAGGGUCAUGAGGCCAGGACCCCCUAAAGCCAUUAGCGUAUCUCGACCUGACCAGCUCACGAUCAAUGGGUCCUCUCUUGGACCGUCAAUCUCAGAACCAGACCUCACAAGUGUAAAGGAACGGGUAAAGAAAGAACCGGUGAAGGAGAGACCAGUUUCUGAAAUGUUUUCUCUAGAGGACAGCAUUAUAGAGAGAGAAAUGAUGAUCAGAAAUCUGGAGAAGCAGAAGAUGGCAGGCUUGGAGGCUCAGAAGAGGCCACUCAUGCUGGCGGCAUUGAAUGGGCUUUCAGUGGCCCGGGUACCAGGGCGUGAAGUUAGUCAAGAUGACGCAUCUCGGAUGACAAUGGAUGACAGGUUUAGAACCCUGAAGAAGAAGUUGGAAGAGGGAUUGGUGUUUACAGAAUAUGAGCAAAUUCCAAAGAAGAAACCAGAUGGUGUUUUCACUACUGCCACACUCCCAGAAAAUGCUGAGCGAAGCCGAAUUCGUGAGGUGGUCCCCUAUGAGGAAAAUCGUGUUGGGCUGGUACCAACUAAAGAAAACAGCACUGGGUAUAUUAAUGCCUCCCAUAUCAAGGUAGCUGUUGCUGGAGAACAAUGGCAUUAUAUAGCAACUCAAGGUCCACUGCCCCAUACCUGCCAUGACUUCUGGCAGAUGGUGUGGGAGCAAGGGGUGAAUGUGAUUGCCAUGGUCACAGCAGAAGAGGAAAGCGGAAGAACCAAGAGCCAUCGGUACUGGCCCAAACUGGGCUCUAAGCACAGCUCAGCCACCUAUGGCAAGUUCAAGGUGACCACAAAGUUCCGAACUGAUUCUGGUUGCUAUGCUACCACAGGUCUGAAGGUCAAGCAUCUUUUGUCUGGGCAGGAGAGGACAGUGUGGCACUUGCAAUAUACAGACUGGCCAGAUCAUGGUUGUCCAGAGGAUGUCCAAGGCUUUUUAUCAUAUUUGGAGGAGAUACAGUCAGUGCGUCGCCAUACCAACAGCAUGUUGGAUAAUACCAAGAAUUGCAACCCUCCUAUUGUAGUUCACUGCAGUGCUGGUGUGGGUAGAACAGGGGUGGUCAUUCUCACCGAACUGAUGAUAUGCUGCUUGGAGCACAAUGAAAAGGUGGAUGUGCCUAUGAUGUUGAGACACCUGAGGGAGCAGAGAAUGUUCAUGAUCCAGACCAUUGCUCAAUACAAGUUUGUCUACCAGGUCCUUAUCCAGUUUCUCCAAAACUCCAGACUCAUUUAAUUUCUCAUAAGAUCCAGCUCCUUGUGGAGAUGGGUCCUACAGAACCUUGUGGAGUGAAAAGGCCUCCAGACAACAUCUGGUCAGCCAGUAUGGGCAGAUGGCUGGCAGAGAGCACACCCCAAUCUCGCCAAAGUUAGGAGCUCAGCAUGCGAGAUCAUCAUGGAUUAUUUUAUAUGAGAUAAUUUAUUUUUUCCCAUUGGAAUAACUUUUGUGAAUUUCUGUAAUAUCUUGUUGCACCAUUUAUAAUGACUUUGUGUUGAACCACAUUUUGACUGAUCUGCAUUGUGACUUCUUUGUGGGGAAGAUUGUUUGCUAUCACCUUAGGGAUUGAGGCUUAAGGUAGGAAGCACAUCUCAUUUGUAGUCAGAUUUCUAACAAAUCUUAUAAUUCGUCAUCAGUUACAAUUGUUCACAUAUGAAGAAGGCAAAGGAAUGAUUGCUUCACACACACACACACACACACACACACACACACACAAAACAAAUAACAACAACAAAAAAUCAAGGAAAAGCCUAGAGAGUGAUUUCAUUGAGUAUUUUUGCUUCUUAGACUUGCUAGAUUCUUCUUUCCCUUCUAAUCCUCUUUCCAUUACUCUCAUUAGCCUCUCAGUUUCUGAGGUUAAGUUUGGGAAACCAGGGGGAAAAAUGCUUGCUCUUAGUUUGAGCAUUACAAACUCUCAAGCUGGAUAUAGUGCACUUGUCUCAACCACCCACAAUUCUGAGAUUAGUAUUCUGAGUUUCCCUCCCAGGGACAAUGGUUCUUGUAGUUGCUUCCUUUGGUGGGUUCAUUUGAUGAGCCCAGUGGCCUUUGGGGCAUUUUGCCAACCCCAUCUGUUCAGUCAGGCUAGCUGCCUGAUUGAUAUCAGCUGAUGGACCAAAGUGGAAAGGGAACAGAGUGGGAAGGUACUUGACAUUUUUCGUUAUUUAAAUGUGGUGGAUAGGUGCCCGGUGGGCUAGGUGAUAGGUGCAGUUAGUCUAUCCAUCAGUCCAUCAAUAAGUUAUUGGAAAUGUUGCAAAGAAAACAGUUGGGCAAUCUGAUUUAUAGGAGCUCUUUGGCACUCAUGUAUCCAGUACCUUGGCAGGAACCCCCCAAAAAGCUUAACCACAGUAUGCGUUAGUCAUCUUUAUCUUUCAAUGACCUAUAAGGACAAAAGCCAGGACUGCCAUAACCUAAGAGUUAGUCCAGGUCCACUGCCUGUCCUUUCUUGGAAAUCAUAACCAUGAAUUCUUCACUUAGCACAAGUUAGCUCCAUUACCAACCACCCCUAUCCUGAGAUCCAUUUGGCAUUCUGUUUUAUCAGUUGUACCAUCACUACCCUUGGAACUUUCUUGCAUUAGUAUAUUGUGUUUCAUAUUGUUUACUCCUGGCAUGGAUUUAAUUCAGUGCUUGACUAGACUUGUCUCUGAUGCUCCAAUUCUUUUAGGAGACAGCCAUAUUGCAGUGCCUUUACAAAAAAAAAAUCUGUGAGUCCUUGAUUGAUAUUGGUAUUGUGUUGCUAUUGGUAUUCUUUUUCAUUAUGUGCACUUGCUGUUCCUUACUGUAUAUUUUGCCCUGGUCUGAAGGUGAACAGAAGGAAUGCCUCCAGAACAGUCAGAGGUAUGAUCACCUUUAUGAAUUCAUUGUCCUAUGGUAGGAACUAAGAGUAGACCCUUAGAAAUCAGAUCAGAAUAGGAAUUGUUAUUCUUGUCUAUAUAGUGAUUUGCAUCUGGCCAUAUGUGGCAACUUCAUUUAUGUUUAUUUCAUUUCCAGUUGAUUGAUUUGUAAAUAAGAAAAUGUGGCGUUAUAAAACUCUUCCUCCUCUCCCGAGAAGGACCAGGGUUACUGAAAAAUGUUGAUUCAUGUAAGCUUUGCUGGAUUCUGGGAAUCUUAGCCUGUGUGCUCCCAAAUCAAAGCCGUAAGUAUUAAAUGUAGUAUAGAAAGAGCACACAUUGAUUUUCCCAGUGGACAAGGCUUUAGAACUAGAUAAUAUAUUUGAGAGGUUGUUUUUUUUUUUAUUUUUACAUUGCUUCAAUGUAUGAUGAUGAGAACAUUUUAAAAUUUAAGUUUGUUCCCUGAAGGAUACCCAGAACUUGUUUACAUGGCGUCUCAAUUGGGUCCUUCUCCCCCUCCUUUCAAAAUUAGCUCCAUUCCCAUGAGCUUCACUUAAAUUAGUCCAUGGGAGCCACAUUGAGCUCUGCUAAUAGUCUUCAGUGCAUCAAAUGGAGGAAGAGAUAAUCACAAACUUUGUGGGUGGUGUUUACAUAAAAUAUCAAACCCAAAGGAAUUUUUAAAAAAACAAAAAACUAUUCUAUAGAUUUUGUACAUAUUUUUUUUUAAAAAAUGCCUUUGGUCCUUGAGCACAUUUUGCUUUUCUUUUCAGCUUUCCAGCAAAUGCCAACACAUCUCUUGUUAAAUUAGUGGCAACCGUUUAAAGUCCUUUUUGUGGCAUCUGCAUAAUAAUUGCCCAGAGAUGCUUUAUAUCUGGGAAGCAGGCCAAGGAAUAAACCUUGAAGCAAAGUGUAUUAAAUUAGUUAUCUAGUUAGAGCUUUUGGAAUAAUUUCCUGAUGAUGUAUCAAGUUUGAACCUCGAGCUGUCGGGUUCUAUUGCUGCAGUUUGGAUUUGAAAGGGAGAGAAUUAAAUGAGGGGUGGGGGGCAGGAGGUAGCGGCACUGAUCUCCAGAUUCAGAGCUUUCUGGUGGAAAUGUUUGUUUCUUCCGCAGGGAAAGCCUUACUUGUUCAGACAGAUUUAAAUGAAACAACAUGAUCCGUAAUCCCCACAUUGAAAAAGGAAAAAUUAAGCUAGAUAUCUAGAUAGUUAUAAGAUUUAUAUGUACAAUGUAUAAUCAUAGAAUGGAAGGAAGGGAAAAUGUUCAUUGUUGACUAUCCCAUAUACAUUCUUAACUGACAGCAGGCUCCCUGAGAAAAUAAAAGGAAAGUGAGAUAACUGAUGACUAGUAUGUUUAGACUCUCCCAAGGCCUCUUUCCUUUUCCCAGAUGUUUUGCUUUCAUUAUAAUCUUACCAUUUUUGGCCUUUGCAUCUUUUUCUCUUCCUCUGUGUAGAAGCCUGGUGUUGCAUAUAGAUGUCAGGAAAAUCUAGAGAAAUAGCAAACUCACUGCUAUCUUACAGCUGCCACUGUUGAGUUUCCUGGGCCAAAUUUACUAGAGUUGAUUAAGUUACUGAAAGCAGAUUUCCUGCACAAUAGGGAGAGACUGGAAAAGUCACUUUCUCCUCUUUACUUUCAUUGUACUAUAUGUGCAAACUUGUAAUCUUAAGAAACAGCACCUUAAUUUUUGCCCAAAGUUUAUGUUAAAAUGAUUGCCCCUUAUCAUGUUAUAGCCUUAAUUUUUCAAAGUUGUCUUCCAGCCCAGUCAACAUAUGGACUUUAAACAGAGCCAGAGUAGGUGACUAUGUCACAUUCCUUUUCAUUCAGAUCAUGUGGCUUACAUCUUAGAAAUAAACUGUUUUUAACCAUGUUUUCCUGUAAUUUAUAAGUUUUUGAAAUAGUGCUUGGCACAUACUAGGUGCUUAACUAGUUGACUGACAUGGGAAAUGACUAAAACUUCUUCAAGGAACAGAGGAGAGAAGGUUUUUAGAUAAAGGGAACAAUCAAAGAGGAAGAAUAUCCAUUCAUUUAACAUAUAGUUUUUAAGGUCCUACUGUGUGUUAGUCAGUGAUGUAGGCACCAGGUCUACAAAAACAGAAUGAAAUAGUAGUUGUUUUCAGGGAGCUUAUAUUCUAGUAUAUGCAAAUUUUAGCACAGUCACAUAAAUUACUGUUCAUUCAUUCACAAUCACACGACACAGUGUUCACAGUUGCUAUGCAGUAAGUACUUGUGGAAUGAAUGAAGUUUACUGAAGGCUAGAAGCUUAAGAUCUGUUCUAGUUCUAACAAUUCUUUCAGUCUACCAGGCCUCGCUAUCCUCUCAGUUCUUAGAGUUUAUUAAUAACAACUACUAUCCUUGUUAUUCUCUGUCAGGUCAUUUAAAGACACUGUCAUGCUUAUCAUGAUUCCCUAGCCAGUCAGGUUAAGGAGCAGAUAAGGUUAUUCUUACAACCAACUCAUGACAAGACUUAUGGGGAAGUUGAUCAAUGUCCUAUUAGAAUUAAGUUAAUUUCAAAGGAAAUGUCAUGCUUAACUAGUGUGUGUGUGUGUGUGUGUGUGUGUGUGUGUGUGUGUGUGUGUGUGUGUGUGUGUAUUACUUGGAAUCCAGAUCUUCAGUGUUUUCUGUGACAGUGAUCAGCACCAUGCUGCUUUAACAUGCUGCUGGGGGAAGGUUAAUCAGAGAAGGUGAGGUAGACAGAGCAAAAUAUAGAAGCUGAAAUACUUCUACAUGGAUUCUGUUCAGUACUGCCCAUUCAAUACAUUUAAUAGGUAGUGAUAGGAAGAAUUGAGAAUUGGAUAGAACUUCAGGUUUUUUUUGUUUGUUUGUUUGUUUUUGGCUUAGAGAAUCUUCUUGAAGGAGAAAGCUUUUUACCCAAACUUGGAGUCCUUUGAUUUUUUUUCUCUGUAAAAUGGGGGAGUGGGUACAGCUAACCUCCAAGGUACCUUCCAUCUCUAACUUUCUAUGAGUCAACUCCAUCUUCCUCUUCUAUCUUAUUGAAUAGUUUGCCACUUACCCAAUAGUGACUGACUCUCUCAUGGUGUUUCUACUAUUUCACUGAAAGGUUGCUUAAUAUUGACUUAACUUUUAUUGCAGUUUCUUUUGUUUCUUGGGCUUCACAGAAAUAAAAGCUCAGUUGUGUUCAAUGAUGACUUUUUAAAAAAUCUGGACCAUAUCUUUUUUGCACAGAGAGGAGUAAGGGGAGAAAAAUGGACCCAUGAAUUGACUUCACGAAACUGUGGAAACUCCCUCCUCAGCAAGGCAAUCUGCAACUCAUCUGUUACUUAGAAUCUUACAGAAUUCCCUGGGGGCAAUGACCCUGGUAUAUAUAGCUAGUAUAUAUCAGAGGUAAAACUUGAACCUAGGUCUUCAUUCCAAGUCUGGCCCUCCAGCUAUAUCUCCACUGCCUCUUAAACUUUUCUUAGAUCAGUGUUUUAGGUCUUUCCAAAAUUAACUAUUUCUCUUUUCUUUCUUGAGGCUGGAUUUUACAUUAGAUGAGUAUAUGCAAAUUGUCAUCAUUAUUAGCAGUAGCAGCAGCAACAGGACCUUCUUACUCAUACUUUCCUUUCAAUAGCCCUGUGAGUUAAGCAGUGCAAGGAUUAUUACCCCCAAUUUACAGAUGAGGAAACCAAGGCUCAAUUCAAGCCAACCCAAUAAGCAUUUAUUAAUUGCAUGGAGAGAUGCAUCAUAGAGUACUGGAUAGAAUUCACCUGUCAGUCCACAAAAUCUGAGUUCAGGUCUCAGACAAAUUUUUAUGACUGUCAGUUGCAGGACUGUUGUUCAUGUUCACUGGUAGGGGGAGUUUCCAUACUAGGAUUUUUUUCUAUGCCAUUGAAAUUAUAGGUCUAGACUAAAAAAAAUAAAAAAAAAUUCAAGGCACUGUGAUUAGAGUUGUUAAAAUGACUGGCUCAGAUUCACCUUGUGGCUCUGAAGAACUUAGAUUCAUACUCAGCCUUCACUAGCUUCUGAAGCCAGCCUUACUCUACUAUCCUGUCUUGUUUCCAUGAACCAUCACUCUCCAGAUGAGUGCUAGUAAUCACUGAGACAUAGUUAUAGGUCAGUACCCACUACGACAAACACUACAGGUGAAUGGUUUCUAUCUCUUUGUUACAGUGUGACUUUUGUUCCAUGAAGACAUCUCUUCGAACAUCAAAGUGUUUUUGUUAUAUAGAGGGUCUUGCAGCAAUCAUGAUCGAUCAAGCAAGAUUUUGUACAUCAGUGGGCAGGCCUGUUGACGCUCCUAACAGUCCCCCUUUCCUGAAAUACAGUCCUGACCACCUAACCUCAGUAAAUAGGAGGAUCCUGCUGGCCCCUCUAGCCAGAAAAACAAAAUUUGCCUUUUGAUCUGCUUCUUUGAUACAGUGCUAGGAAAAGCAGGUGUAACCAUUUCCAUUCUCUUUAAGGAGAAACAAAAAUCUUUUUCAGGGCAUGCUAGAACUAGUCUGUGUUAGGGAGGUUCCUGUUGGGGAAGGGGAGUGGUUCACUCUGCUUGGAGAAUGUUGUUCUCGGCCCCAUCUUGGUGUCCUUCAAUGCUAGCGAAUGCCUCCCUGGGGUGGUAUAGGUCAGAAGGGCAAUGCGGGCAUUGUAAACAUCAACCUGAAUGUCUUUUGUGAGAUACCAAACCAUAUUGGGCCCUCCUGGGAACUCUGUGGGAUCUUGGCUGCUCCCCACUUUGCAGAUCGUGACUCCUGCUGUACUUUUAAUGAAUUUUAUUAAGCACAAGUAACCUUCAGUUUUCAGAUUUUUCCUGAAUUAGCACUAAAACCAUUGACAGCAAAGGGGAGAAAAUUGGGGCAUCUUCCCAUUAAACUUGCUAAUGCACAUAAGGUUAAGAGUGAAAAUACCUUAUCUGGAUGGGUGAAAGUGGUUAGUCCCUCCAAGAUUUUUUCCCCCUUCAGGCUGACAUUUCAUCUGUAGCAUUUUUAAAGAUACCAAAACAUUGUUUAUUUAAUUCUGCCCCACUCCUUGCUGACAAGAGGCCUAGAGAUACUCCUGUAGAAACAGUAAUGUGGAGUCAAAAUGGGAGAGUAUGACAUUUUCUGAAGAAUGAAUAAGAAAGACACUGAUUUUAUAACAUUUAUAUAGUGCUUUAACAAUUUGUAAAGUAUUUUUUACAUAUACUAUCUCAUUUUGUCUUUAUGACAACCUUGAUAUGUAGGUGCUGUUAUAGAGACUGAGUGGCUUGCUCAGGGUUACACUAUUAGUAAGCGUCUAAGGCAGGAUUUUAACUUGCCUUCUUAUUGAGGAAUCACACUAUUCAAGUGUUUUACCUUCUUUUAAGGCCAAUUACUGAGUAAAUCUGGAGUUAGCAUCUAUGACAAAAUGCUAUUUCCCAGUUAUAGUUUUUCUUUAUGUUGAAGAAAUUUCUUGGACUUUGGCAUUAAGCAUUAGGCAUAGCUCUCUGCUUCCAUUUCCUCAGACUAAGGACUUUUUUUUUUUGCUUGGAGAGGAAAACACAAACAUCCAUCCCACAUAGUUUAGAAUUUCAGUUAACUCAGUUACUUUAAAAAUAAUCCAAGAUUGCUGUUAUACCACUUGAGGGCCAGGAUUGAUCUGUAACUGUUCCUGUUCCUGCUCUGAAUGCAAGUGCCUUUGGCUGUGUCCAAUAAAAAGCCAUAGCUGAUACUAUCUUCAGUCUACCAAAGUCACACUUUCAAAAUUUCUUUGUAAAUUUCCCAGUGUGAUGGUUCAUGUGGUUAGUUUUAGGUAGGGGAGACUGGGAAGAUGGAGAAACAAUGGUUGAACCUCAUUCUGAAGAUAGUUUCCAAAGCAUUUACUUUCACGUGUUUUUGCUGUCACUGGAUAAUUCAUUCAUAAGCUGAUUGCACACUCCCCAGUGAGAGAACAAGUACUCGGUGGGCAGGGACUACUGGGAGCUAAGAUUGUACCUCUGCAUUGGCAUCUGUUUUCAUUUUUUAGUAUUACUUUUAUUCCAUUUUUAUACAAAGUAGAGAUUUGAAUGAUGUAAACUGCCAGAUUGGAUAGUUCAUAUCCACAGUGGGUUUUUAGGUUUAAAUUUUUCUGUCUUUCUCCAUCAAUCAGUUGCACUAAGAUCACUCUCUGCUUUGUUUUGUGCUGUGGAAAUAGAAUUUUAUUUGCCUGAACCCAAUUUACUGUGGACUAUGCCUAUUUUCAUGGUAGGCUUCGUACUAAUAAUAAUUAGUAAUAAUUUCAUAGACUUAGUCUUUUCUUUCCCUAGGAUCAUGAAGGUAUAGCCACUGUCAUCUCCUCUGAAUAAAAACCAUUCUUAUGAUGGAGAAUGUAAAACCUAACCAGUGAUUGUCUGAAUAUAGUGACCAAAUGAACAAACUGUCUCAGGCAGGUUGAGGGUGAGAGAUGGGCAGAACUGCUAUAUUAUUGUCAUCAUCAUCAUCAAAAAACCAUAAUUUCAUUAAGUGACAUAGUAAUUAUCCAUUAAUUACAUAAACUGAACACGCUGUAGCUUUUAUUUAUGAAAGCUCACCUAUAUGGCUCAAUAAUUGCAAAAUGAUACAGUUUAUGAAUAGGAAAAUAGUCAUCUAAAAUCCCUAAUGUGUUCCCACCGAUUGACUGACUAGCUCUAGGUCUUUUUUUUUUUUUAAUAGACAAGCUAACUUAGUUUCAGGGGAUAGCCCAGUUUUAUAUGGUCUCCCAAAUAAAAUCUUGCUUUUACAACUGCCUUUACCUCACAGCAAUGGUAAAAAAUAUCUAGAUAACUGAUAGGACUUAAUAAUAGCUCAGGAAUGUGAAGUUACACUUUUGUUUCCCUGUUGAUGGAGAUCAGUGCCUGACUGCUUAAGUUCUGCUCACCAUCUGACGACCUAAGCAAAACUGUUGGCCCAGUUGCUACUAAGGGUUUGGUGCUGCUAUUUAGGAAGUAUUUUGUAGUAAUUAGUCAAAGGUUGACUUCCCAUAGGAUCACUGUGGCUAUGGCCAGCAUUAUAACAUUUAUAAUUGGAAACAGAACUUUUGAAAACUAAUCUCUAAUCUUCCUGUGCUGAGACACGUUUGCCUUAAAGACUCUUUGCACAGAUUACUUUUUUUCCCAUCCAUGAAGCUGAAUGAAUUAUAACUCCUUCCUAAUAUCCACCAAGCCCAUAGAACCCUAACCAGGUUGAAGUUGACCAACUCACAAUGGUGUGGGAAAGGUGGUCAAACAAAGAGGGUGGAUAUCCAAUCAAGGCUUAAUAGCCUCUGAUGUUAUGUCAGGGUUCUCUCUCAUUCUCUCUCUUCUACCCCCCCCCACAAUGCCCCACUGCUAUCUGUCUUACCCAACUGACAAGUCAUAGAGACCUCUGAAAACCUUCUACAUACCUACCCAUAGAACUCAUUAAAAUAACAUUGUCCCCAUCUAGACAAGGAAAUCAUUCUUGUUCCCUGUCUCUUAUUAUUUAUUUUCUUGCUUUUUUUCUGUAGUCUUACAUACCUAGUAAUCCUCAUGCUUUGGUUAUGGGGUAGUUUUCAUUGGAGAGGAUGCUCUAUAGGCAAGCCUUGCUUCCUAAAUAGCGAAAUAUUAUUAGAUGGUUAGAUACUUAAAAAGGAAAAGAAGUUUACACAUGCAGAUGACUAACUCCGUAACUAUAUGUAAUUUGUAUUAUACCAAAUAACUUGCUGUUAGCUUUAUGUCACUGGAUUUUAUUGUCCUGUUUUUACUUUAGUAUCCAGAUGUUUCCAUUGGUCUGUUUCUAUCAAACACUGUAACAAAGUAGAAUAAUUCAAGGCAAAUGGAGAUUUAAUAGUAUUUUGUUUUGAUACUAUGUACAGGUAGUUCCUAGCUGACAACAAUUCUUAAGAGUUCACUUGUAAGUGGGUUGUUUGGAACUCAAAGCACAAUUUGCUCGCCAGCCAGGCCACAGCACCUUAUUUUACCCAUGAUUUAAGUGAAAAACAGUACUGGUACAGUUACAUUUAAGAGGCCUGGGAAAUAUAACACUUUCUCCUGGAGACAGUGGAAUUUGGAAUGUUGAAUACAUGGUUUUUAGUCACUUCUUCUAUUCCUCCCAUUGUUAGCUGAGACUUUCUGUCCAUCAAGAAACGAGUCUCCUUUGGCCUCUCCCCUUAGCAGCAGCCACUGUUCAUAUGGCAAGAGAGGAACACAAUAGCUAUGGGAAUAUAGUACUUCAGGGUUUACAUAGUGCUUUUCUCACAACCACCUUAGGAGGUAGGUAGUAUGGGCAUUAUUAUUAUCAUCUCCAAAGGGAAACUGAGGCUCAGAAAAUUUAAAUUAUUUGCUUACAGUGUCGGAGCUGGAACCCAAAACAAAAGUAUUCUAAGGCAAUACAGUGGGAAAGGGAACUGGAUUUUUCAGAACUUAUUUCAAAUCCUGAUUCUGCCACUUAAUAAAUGUCAUCUUGGGCAUAUUGCUCCUUUGCACCUAUUUUCUCAUCUGAAAAAAUGGAGAUAACAGGUGUCCUGCCCACCUUCCAUGGUUGGUUGUGAAGGUUAUGUGAGAAAGAAUGUAUGUGAAGGAACCUUGAGAAUCAUAAAGGUUACAAAUGUCAAUUAUCAUUGUGAUUAUUAUUGGAAACGUUUCUUGUUCUCUUGGUGUUGAGAUCUCCCCCAUUCCUGCACAUAUGCAGCUUGAGAGGCUGGCCAGCUAUCUGUAUAUACAUCUGUAAGUCAGGGAAUAUCACUAUAUGUAUAGACGUCAUUAUUAAUUUGGUAUGAACAUCAAUCAUACCAGGUUUAUAAUAUUGAAAGCCUUUAAAAUAAAACAAAAACUAUGCAUGCUAUUGUUGUAUUCAUCAGUAAAUAAGCUUAUGCUCGCCAGUUUUAUCCUGUGUAUAAAACUGACUACUUUUGACAGUAUUUUUUGCACUGUUUCCUUUCUUUCUGUUUUUAUAAAAUUUUGUCCAUCAUUAAUAACCUAGGAUACUGUUUUACGGUGCUCACUGCCUUGUUGUAAAUAGUUUCGUAUAUGCCUUUUCAAAUGUGAGACUUUAUACUCGUUUUGUUUUUGUUUUUGAAAAGAUGCCUAUUCUUCAUAUUCAGAUGUAAUA